GUAUUCAAUACUGCUCGACUGGAGGCUUUUCAAGUACUGGUUCAUCAAGGCGUUGUCACCUGUGAUGCCUUCGACUCGACAUUUGAAUGCAUUAUAAAGCAUCUGGACGCCGUACCAUGGGAAGAGCUCUUCUGCAGUAUCCCUGGAGCUGCCGAGCCUGUCACUAAACGUGUAUCGCUCAAGAGACUACUACGCCGAUAUCACUCUGGUGACACUGGAACGAUUGAUCAGUCUGGAGA
Molecule: messenger RNA, 239 nt
Organism: Perkinsus marinus ATCC 50983
Lineage: Eukaryota; Perkinsozoa; Perkinsida; Perkinsidae
Exons: 2
Source: RefSeq, a predicted model, not a curated record